Messenger RNA from Menidia menidia (Atlantic silverside), 282 nucleotides. The record is from the annotation of a GenBank genome assembly. NCBI's taxonomy places the organism in Eukaryota, Metazoa, Chordata, Actinopteri, Atheriniformes, Atherinopsidae.
AUGCCAGCGGUUUCGGCUCCUAAGUUAGCAUUUGGCAGUACCCAGGAUAGGAAACUUUUCCCAGUCCAUUACGCUCCAGACCGACUGGGAAACGAGCUUUCACGACAGACAGAACCACAUCUCGGCCCAGGCUGCCAUGACAACCAUGAAUUUGGCACCAUUAUUUACAACUUAGAGAAGACCCCUGGGAGCAAGAGAGGAUAUGGCCUCUCCGCUAGGACAGCGGUUCGAUUUCCAUUGUGUAACAAGGCAGGUUGCAUCAAAUUCUUUUCCAGUGAUUGA